Messenger RNA from Ailuropoda melanoleuca (giant panda), 201 nucleotides. RefSeq names its product CD52 molecule (gene CD52). Gene Ontology annotation, cellular component: sperm midpiece. The transcript has 2 exons. The record is from RefSeq and is marked inferred. Gene Ontology annotation, biological process: positive regulation of cytosolic calcium ion concentration. The coding region runs from base 1 to 201 and encodes 66 amino acids. Lineage: Eukaryota; Metazoa; Chordata; Mammalia; Carnivora; Ursidae.
AUGAAGGGCUUCCUCUUCCUCCUACUCGCCAUCAGUCUCCUGGUUAUGACUCAGAUAGAAACUGGAGUCCUGGGAAACGCUACCACCACCAUCACUACCAGGAAACCCAAGAGUGCGACCCCAGCACUCAGCAGCCUGGGUGGUGGCAGUGUCCUCCUCUUCCUGGCCAACAUCCUCAUCCAGCUCUUCUCUCUCAGCUGA